GAAACCCUAAACAGGCAUGUGGGACUUAGUCCUAUGGGCCUUCUAUCUAAAUUUUGAAUAUCUAGCUCAAGGGCUGUGUUGGUAUCUUUUGGAGGCUUUGGAAUUUUUCACAGAUGAAUUGCUAGCAUUUUGUUUGGUUUUUGCCUCAUUUGUUGAAGAAUACAUUGGGAGAAUCUUUUGUCAAAUCUUGAUUGCUUAGGUUCUUGAAAUAACUCAAAAUCCAGGCCAAAUUUGAAACCCUAGAAGAAGAAAUUAGAAACUGAAUUCAGAAAAAAGUGAAUUGAGAGUGUUGUUGAGUUUUUGGAAACGGGGUAGUUAGAAGAAUCAGUUUCAGAUCAUAUUGAGGGUAUAUUUAUCAAUGGGUUCGUUUGAGAACACAGUUUAUUACUGCUGUGUGUCGAAGGGUAAUAGAAUUAUGUAUGCAUAUAGUGGUGGAGGCCAUGAGAUUGAGAAUUUGGCUGCCUUGUGCUUGGAAAGAGCUCCUCCCUUUCACAAAUGGUAUUUUCAGACCAUGGGCAAGAAAACUUUUGGGUUUUUGAUGGAAGAUGGGCAUGUUUAUUUUGCAAUUGUAGAUGAGGGUCUUGGAAACCCAGGAGUUCUACAGUUUCUAGAACACAUGAGAGAUGAAUUCAAGAAGAUAGCUAGAAAGGAUUCUAGGGGAAGUCCUUCAAGUUUUAACUCACUCCAUAUACAAGAUCAACUGGUGCCCAUUAUCCACCACUUGAUCUCCUCAUUAGAGCAUGUUUCUCAGACUAGUAAUAAUUGGAUAGCUGAGUCUCCCUUGCCACAUCAUGUGGGUCUUUCUCCAUCACCAAGUGAUGCAAAUGGGCAAAUGGAAGCUGCCAGUUCUACAAAAGCCCCAUUGUUAGGAAAGUUUAGCAAGCAAGAGAAGAAGAAGAAGAUGAAGGAUCCUGUCAUUGCAAUGAGAGACAUUGAGUUGGAGGAGCACCGGAAGUCCACAGACAGAGGAAUCAAGAUAGAUUCGGGGAAUUCGGAUUCCAAUAGCCAAGGUGGUGUUGGUUCUUCAAUUUCAUUACAGAAGGAUUUGGGUUCAAUCAGGAUCAGGUCAGGCUCUCAAAGCAUCCGAAAGAAGUGGUGCCGCCACGUAAGGAUUGUUCUUGCAAUUGAUGCAGCUGUAUGCCUGAUACUGUUUGUGAUAUGGUUAGUAAUUUUCCAUCUCACAAAGAAGUAAUAUGCUUGAUACUGCAUGUGUGCAACAGACUUCUUGACAAGGUAAAUAUAUAUUGAAGGUAUGUGCUUCAAAUUACACUGUCGGUAGCAUCAUAUUGUGGUUAUUCUGUACAGAAUCUUUUAUGUAUAUGUAUAUGAACGUGUUAGAGCUAGAGAAACAUUGAGUCCCACUUAUGGAGCCAUUUCACGCCACUUGGCAUGGUGAAAUACUAUAUUCCUCAGUUCUCAUUUCAGUUUCAUUUUGUUAUAAUUUAUAA
Molecule: messenger RNA, 1448 nt
Organism: Vitis riparia (riverbank grape)
Lineage: Eukaryota; Viridiplantae; Streptophyta; Magnoliopsida; Vitales; Vitaceae
Product: phytolongin Phyl1.1-like
Exons: 1
Coding region: 359-1192 (277 amino acids)
Cellular component (GO): membrane
Source: RefSeq, a predicted model, not a curated record